Molecule: messenger RNA, 1640 nt
Organism: Hippocampus zosterae (dwarf seahorse)
Lineage: Eukaryota; Metazoa; Chordata; Actinopteri; Syngnathiformes; Syngnathidae
Product: rano class II histocompatibility antigen, A beta chain-like
Exons: 6
Coding region: 334-1236 (300 amino acids)
Biological process (GO): positive regulation of T cell activation; immune response; immunoglobulin production involved in immunoglobulin-mediated immune response
Cellular component (GO): membrane; MHC class II protein complex
Molecular function (GO): MHC class II protein complex binding
Source: RefSeq, a predicted model, not a curated record
CUUAAAUGCAACGCACGACAACGAUGAAACUUGAAAUAACUUUCAUGUGCGUAGUAAGACAGCUUUCUUUCCGGAUGACAACUAUUUUCCAGAUGAAAUUGGGUAUUUCUGGCCAGAAAUUUGCAAAACGUGUGCCAAUCUUGUAUAUUUGAAGCCAUAUAUUUUCUGAAAUUUGGAAUUAAUUUCGAGACUGCACCGUGGGAUUUCUUUCACUGGCAUUACUGACACGCCUCAAAAUUCAAAGCUAUUUACACCGUUGCGGCUUCACUUUCAGUUUACUAACGUCCAAGGUAUCGAUGGUUCAGAGUCAAUUGUGGUCGCUCCAACACCGCCAUGCAUACCCUCUCAUCACUGUGUCUUUGCCUGGUGUUCUUCCAUGCAGAUGCUCAAUUUGGCUAUGGCCAAAUGCAAUGCCAGGGGAUGUCCAGUGAUGAUGCCAUUUUAACAGAAAAAAUCUACUUUAACAAGAUGCUUUAUCUCCAAUACAACAGCAGCGGAGGAAAGGUUAUUGGCCACACAAAGUCAGGAAGGGCAAUUGCAGACAUUCUCAACAGUGACGCUUUAUUGAAAGAGCAAAAAAGACAUCUACAACAAUGCAAGUCAUGGAUCACGGCUGCAUAUAGCACUUUAACAAAGAAAGUUGAGCCGAAGGUUCGAAUGCGAUUAACCGAGGCGCAGGCGGACAGCGAGCAUCCAGCGACCCUCGUCUGCAGCGUGUACAAUUUCUAUCCAAAGGACAUCUUGGUGACAUGGCUCAAGAACGGCGAGAAGGUUACGUCUAAAGUGACGUCCACCGAAUCCCUACCCAAUGGCAAUUGGCUCUAUCAGAGGCACUCAUAUUUGGAGUACACGCCGACGCACUGGGACAAAAUCAGCUGCGUGGUGGAGCACUCCAGCCUCGAGAAGCCGAGGAUUUAUGACUGGGAGGCCAUGCCAGAGUCUGUGAGGAAUAAGUUCAUAUUAGGAACAAUGGGUCUAAUUGUGGGUGUGGUUUCUUCAUCUGCUGGCCUGAUUUACUACAGAAGUAACAUGCCUGGGCAAGUGAGAGCGUCGACAAGUGGUGACAGAAGAGACGUCCAGUCAGGGGAGAGAGAGGAGGCUGAGACUCAAAUCUAUAACCAAGACUGGAGUGAAGGGCGUUUCCCUCCAGCAGGCCCACCUGUUCCGCAUUUACCAAUCAAGCCUGCCAUGAAUUUAAGCCCCGCCAAACUGCCCAGUCAGUUGUCGGAUGAUUGAUCUUGGUCGCUGUUGUCCUUCAAGUGUUGUAUUCUAGACCUCUUUACAGCUUACAUAGUCACUGUUAUUUUGUCAUACAACUUUGUAUUUUCAUUAUUCCUUUUUAUCGAUCUUGAUCUUUGGUUUCGCAUGAUUGGACUUGUGAUAUUUCCGUUGUGUAGUCUCGGUGUUCACUUCUACCUUAACCUUUGCAAGCACUUUUUGUUUUAUGCAUAUUUCUUUCUUGGCUCCUUGUGACCAGCAAUUACAGUUUGUACUUUGUUGGUGCGCAUUUCUGUUAUAGUUUUGUUAUCGUACUUUGUCUGAACCUGAAUUUCUGGAAUCCAAAACAUUAUUUGGUUUGAUUUUGAACCUGACAUUUGCAAAGUCAAAUUAUCUUUGAUGCCAAACUUGAUUGUUUUUUU